Messenger RNA from Phoenix dactylifera (date palm), 2240 nucleotides. The record is from RefSeq and is a predicted model, not a curated record. Lineage: Eukaryota; Viridiplantae; Streptophyta; Magnoliopsida; Arecales; Arecaceae.
UGGCUCUCAGAAUAUACAAUCUUAGUUGCCAUUGAACUGAAGAAAAUUUGAAACCUAGAAGAAUAAUUUUAGUUUCCAUUAACCUGUUUCCUUCUCUCUCUCUCUCUCUCUCUUUUUAAGGCCGAAUAGGUUAGUUCAGUUGUCAACCCCAAAAUAGAGGUUAAUUCAUUAAUUAUCAGCUCCAGCCUUCCAUGACGGAGCUUCAUACACUACACCGUUGUAUGUAUACAAUAUAAAAGAGAAGCUAAAGAACAGAGUCGGUUAAAAGGCGAAAGAAAAGAAGGUCUAAACUUUGCCGCAGCGUAAAGGCGAAUCUUCCCGAAGAUUUCCUCACGCCAGCCCUUCUUCCAGCGCUCUCCCUCUCUACCCGUCAUGCAGCUAUAUCAUCAUCCAUACUCAAUGGACAGCCAGAAAGUGCGGCUAGCAUUGGAAGAGAAAGGGAUCGAUUAUACAUCAUACCAUGUUAAUCCUCUGACAGGAAAGAACAUGGAUGCCUCGUUCUUCCGCAUGAACCCAUCUGCAAAACUUCCUGUCUUCCAAAAUGGUGCCCACAUCAUUUUUCAAGCCAGUGAUAUAAUUCAGUACAUAGACAGACUCACAGUCUCUCUAAAUGGUGAGGAUAAACCCAUUAGUAGUGAAGUUGUGGAAUGGAUGCACAAGAUCGAAGGUUGGAGUUCCAAGAUAUUCACCCUCUCUCAUGUCCCAGACAAGUAUCGCCUAUUUGUUUCCAAAUUUGUUCGGCGCGUAGUGAUUGCUCGCAUGGCCGAAGCUCCAGAUCUAGCCACUAUGUAUCAUCUGAAACUUCUAGACGUCUAUGAUGCAGAAGACAAAGUGAAGGAUCCUGAUAUUGUGAAACGGAGCGAGGAAAAACUGGCUGAGCUCCUUGAUAAUGCAGAAAUGCAACUGAAUGAGACAAAAUAUCUUGCUGGUGAUGAAUUCACCAUGGCUGAUUCGAUGUUUAUUCCAGUGCUGGCUCGUAUAACUCUUCUAAAUCUGGAAAAGAAGUACAUAAAUUGUAGGCCAAAUAUAGCAGAGUACUAUAACUUGGUGAAGCACAGACCUAGUUACAAAGCGGUCAUUGGUAAGUAUUUCUCAGGAUGGAGAAAGCACCGGACAUUUAUGAAGACCUUGUUCAUUCUUGCCAUAAGAAGCAUGUUUAGAAGGUAUUAGAGAUUGGCACUACCAAGGGUUGUUUGGGAGAAACAUCUGAAGGCUGCUGAAUGAAGCACCGGACAUUUAUGAAGACCUUGUUCUUUCUUAGCAUAAGAAGCAUGUUUAGAAGGUACUCGAGAUUGGUACUGCCAAGGGUUGUUUGGGAGAAGCAUCUGAAGGCUACUGAAUGAAGGAAAGAAAUGUAUAAUAGAAGCAACUGCUGGAAUAUUAGUGAAACGUGUUCCUCUGAUAUUUUUUGAAGGAACUUUUUGAAUAACAAACCAAGGGUGUUCUUGGUGAGAUCAGAUCCAGUUGGUUACAUUGACUGGCUCUCUAGUAGAUCGCAUGGUUUGCUGCUUCUCUCUCCUUAAAUUGUGUUCUUAUCUUCCAUGUACAAGAAAAGCCAUCCUUUUGUACAUUGAUGUUUUUUCUUCUAUCGCGAGAUCCAUCUCUUGUGAAGGUGGCAAUAGUGUUGCCAUGUAUUUUCUUGAACUCUUUGUUUUUAAAUGUAUUGUCUAGAUCUAUAGUGCUUCAUCUGAAAUGAGUAUUUAGUUGUUGCUAUUUUCGCACCAUGAACUUUACGUGUGCCCAACUGCUUUUGAUAGUUCAUGGAAUCUAUGGAUUUUCUUGCUUCCUCAGGUACAUGUGAUAUAUAUUGGUUGGUGGUCAUUGGCAGCAGAGAGGUGCUUACCUCAUGCCCAGGCAAAGGCAAUUCCACGAGAUGGAAAAGUUAAGCAGCUGGUUGAUCCAUCUUUGGGCACUAAAUAUAGCGAUGAUCAAUUGAAGCGGUUGAUUCUGGCUGCUUCCCUCUGCAUCAAAAGAGUUCCUCAGUCUAGUCCCAGCAUAGCAACUCUAAGAUCUCAAUUACCUUCCACUUCUCAUAAUUCAGCUUUACUAGUCGUUCAUCAAGUUUUGAUUAAUGUGUACUCUUUUGGUCUCUUGAUGCGUGUGUAAUGGGUGAUCGUGUUGUUUCUCUUUUUUUUAUUUUUUGGAAGUAUUGUUGUUUCUCUUGUUUAAUCCUUUUGUUAAUUACAGGAGGAUUUGGGAUGAGAGAAGGCAUGCUAUGCCCUCCUCCUUUUCUCUUUUUA